GACCGUGAAGUGACUGUGAGCGGAUCUCCCUCUCGCGCGCUCUGAACACAGGCGCGCGCAUUCGGAGAACUGUGUUUGAUCUGUGACGCUCGUCCCACCGACUAUCACUGAAACCAGCAGCAAUUUAUCAGUUUAUCAUAAGAAAUGUAUUAAAACACAUGGAGGGACCGUUGCUGCCGGAUGUUGUGUAGGGAAUUUGAGAGGAAUAAUGCUGUGCUGUGUCAACAAGAAAUAGGUCAGGGAUGUUGGAGGAGGACAGUCAUGUGGUGAAGGAGAAAACAGAGGCACGGACAUCGGAAUGCCACAGGCUGUCUCAUUGCUGCCCUUCCUGCUGGCACUCAUGGGAUAUGCUUUUGCAGGGCUCAAUAUCUGGCCCUCCUUCCACGUUGCCCUUAGCAACGCCAGUGUAUUUGUGGACUUCAGCACAAAAUCCAACAGCACCUCCAUCCGCAACAUGAGCCUCGCUCUGGUCAACACAGAAACCAACACCACCCUUCUCACCAGGAUUCUCCCCAACAACCAACCGGCCGGUAGGGUGGAGUUCAACUGUUCUUGCUUCCUGUAUGCAGGAACUUUCCGGUUCCUGCUGAGGCAGACCAGCAUCUCUGUCGUUUCUCAUGAGAAUGGCACACAUGACAGCAGCGCAGAGAGCACUGCCUGGUGGUGGAGUUCAGAACUGCAGGUGCAGUGGCCCACCUUUCACAUCGCAGUAGACAGGGCCGCAAACCACUCAGGAUCUUUUCAGGUUGGGAUAUCCACUAAUGAACACUUUCAGGCUUGCUCCAGCGGCAUUGACUCGGCUCUCUUCCUGGAAGUGAGCUACAUGGAGUACAACCAGAUAGGACGAAACAGCAUUGACAAGGUCCAAGCACGCACACGACACCCCAUCAAACCCCUCCGUUCCCAGAGUGUUGAGCUGUCCUGUGCCUUCCCCUUCACAGAGAGAGACUUCAUACGAGUGGCUCUACGGUCUCCUCAUGCAGCGCAGGAUGUGAAGAGCUCUGGACCUCUCUACCUGUCCCGUAUCUUCUCCUAUAAGCUGCUGGUGGAAAACCCCAAUGCUUACAGGAGUGGCUGUGAAGGGACUAUGACUGUCAAACUAAUAACGCCACCUUGUGCUCACAUCAAUGGGAAAGUAUUGCUGUAUAAGGAUGCAGGUGGUGGGAGAGGGGUUGCCGUUUCCUCCAGCAUGGAAGCAGUUGGAACAGCACUUGUGGGGUUUGGACCAGAGGAGCCAUCGUCUCCGCUGUUGGCCUUUAACUGGCUGACUCAGGGAGAGAAUGAGACAGAAUUCAACUGUUCUGUGUUUUACCCAGGGAGGAAUAAGUACUGCUUUCGCUUUGUUUUCAACUUCAGUCGCUCUCCUAGUCCUGCACAAACCUGUUUGGUGGUUCACAAGCGUGCAGAGUCAUGGGGCCCUUGGCUGCCCUGGAGUGUGUGCAGUGCGAGCUGUGGAGAGGGCAUAAGGGAGCGAAUGCGUGAGUGUUUGCUGCCCUCAGGUGUGGGAGGGAUGCAGUGCACUGGCAUGGUGAAGGAGCAGUCACUCUGUUCACUGGAGGACUGUGUGGUGUUGCCUGCUCCUUCUCCAUCCCUCCCCACUGUAGCUGGCGUUGCGCCUCUAGGUGGUAACAUGGUCGUUGUAGCUGGCAUCUCCAUUUGCCUGGCUGUGAUUCUGGCUACAGUUGUGGUGACUUUGUGGAGAAAGCUUUGCAAGACCCCUCAGUGCAGCUCCGUCCGCAGAGGCUCCAUGCAUUCACCUGGCGGACGCAAGCUCUCUGAUGAGGCCUCCAUUUGUGGCCACAGCCUCCAAAGACCCAGUCUGUCUGAUGGCCAUGGUCCACUGGGGGGCAUGGGUGUAGGACAGAAAGACAGGCCUCCCUUGGGGAUUCAGCCUCUCUCACAGCCCCUGGUGAUACCUAUCUCACAAGACCCAGAGAGACUGUCCCCCACGGGUCAGAAGAUGUUGCCGCCAAUAUUUGGGUACAAACUGGCUCAGCAGCAGUUGAAAGAGAUGAAGAAGAAAGGUUUAAAGGAGGCCACACAGCUGUACCAUGUCUCUUCAAGCCCAGUCCAUGACACAGUGGUUGAGACAUCUGCUUCGCCCACAACUUCCCCCAUUCCUACACCAACUGGAUUCGCUCAUCCCACACUCCCUUUGGGCCUCCAGGACGACGCUAACCACAAUCAUUUUCGUAUUGCAGCUCCCUUUUCUGAGCAGUCGUUGCAGACUUCAAGGGUCACUUCGGACAGACGGAGUCCCAGGGUGGAGCUGGUCUUAGGUCCCUCUGCUCAUGCUAGUGGGGGGAGCUCGAAAUGGCGUGACCGCACUGCUGACUGGGUGGAAAUGGUGGAGAGGAGUGGGUUAUCAGGCCUCAGAGGAGCGGGAGAUGCAGGAAACUCGUUUCAUAAGAAUCCAAAUUUCCGUCGGACCUCCAGUUUUAAUGACACUAAACCUCAGCCUCUAUCUUCUGCACACUCCAGAGUGUUCAGAGAAAGGAGCAUGACCCAGGUGGGAUCUCGGACCCUUCCUGAAGGAAGUUGUUGGACUAAAGGAGGACGGGAGAGGCAGCCAUACAGCUCUUACCCCAUUCCAGAGCACGGGGCCCCAGAGUGGACUAAAUCCAGACCCCAGAGAAAUGACCAGAGGAAGCCCUGCGUAGAGACAGCUGCUCCUUCUCACAACCAUGAGCUCAAACACACAGGAACCAACACAAACAGCAUAUCAGCAGACCUCGGUGGCACUGGGGAAAGACAAAGGAGUUGUGAGAUUAGAGGUGGAGAGGGAAUCUCAGGGAUCGGGGGGCCAGUUGCAGGGCCCGCCAGUCUGAGUGUUGAUCGGGCCGAGCGCGCUGAGCAGAACUGGAACCGACGCGGCCCAUCGCCUAUCCAGAGGAACAUCCUAGCACGAAAAUUAAAGGAGGCUCAGUCGUACUCUGGGGUCAAAGGGCGGCAGCGCAGCUCCACCUUUAGUGUACCGCCAUCGGAGCAGAGGAAGGGUCGCUGCCACUCUCUGCCAAUGUCUGGCUACAGCAGCAGUGGCGGCUCACCCUACAAACUGAGUGAGGCAGAGCAGAGGAUGUUGGACCUAGAUCUGUCCUCAGCAUAUUUAGGGGAGGAGGAGUAGAGGUUUGUAGCACUGGUCCAGGGAGGAAUUGUCAUUGCUAUUUACAUUUUUUCCUAACCUAAAUCCUUUCUGCUAUAGCUGUGAUUUAAUCUUAAAGGGACAGUUAACCCCAAAAUCAAAAUACAUUUUUUUUUUCUCUCACCUGUAUUUCUAUUUAUCAGUCAAGAUUGUGUGUGAGUUGCUGAGUGUUGGAGAUAAUGGACAUACAGAUAAAUGCCCUCUUUCAAAUCUAAUGGAACUAGAUGUCACUCCGCUUGUGGUGCUCAAAACGCCCAAAAGUACAAUUAAAAUAACAGCAGCAAUGUCUCUUUGCCAGUAAUCAUUACGUGAUUGCUCAAGAUAAUCCACAAACAUUGUUAUGAGCAUUUCCAUACAACAGCUUUUUUUUUUUAGCACCACAAUACGAGUUCCAUCUAGUUCCAUUAUAUUUAUGAGAAGACACACAUCUCUACUGUCGAUAUCUCCAACACUUGGCUACUCACACCAAAACAAUCUAGACUAACAAACAGCACUACAGGUCAGAGGAGAAAUAUGUGUUUUUGAUUUGGAGUCCAUUAAACACAGACAUAUAUCAGUGAACAUGGCAUGUAUUCUGGGCCCAGUUGUUCAGAGAAUUUAAUCUAGAUCAAAAUGACCCACAUUUGGGUAUCUAAUAUUUUGCUAUCCAGGAUCAGUUAAUUCAUCUGACUGUUGUACCAUUUUUGCAAAGCAUUGUUGGUUUUUUUAUUUUUGAU
Plectropomus leopardus (leopard coralgrouper) is the source of this 3858-nucleotide messenger RNA. It is a transcript of the gene thsd1, whose product is annotated as thrombospondin, type I, domain containing 1. Lineage: Eukaryota; Metazoa; Chordata; Actinopteri; Perciformes; Serranidae. Gene Ontology annotation, cellular component: cell periphery. The record is from RefSeq and is a predicted model, not a curated record.